Talaromyces proteolyticus is the source of this 1108-nucleotide messenger RNA. Its product is annotated as peptidyl-prolyl cis/trans isomerase. The coding region runs from base 203 to 769 and encodes 188 amino acids. The record is from RefSeq and is a predicted model, not a curated record. Gene Ontology annotation, molecular function: peptidyl-prolyl cis-trans isomerase activity; protein binding. Lineage: Eukaryota; Fungi; Ascomycota; Eurotiomycetes; Eurotiales; Trichocomaceae. Gene Ontology annotation, cellular component: cytosol; nucleus. The transcript has 3 exons.
CCUUUCCAAACUACUUCUUCAUAUAAGUUCCAUAUCAAGUGCUGCAACAUAGAGGCCUGGUGUCCGUGCAUGCCCGCAUACCGAGAUAGCUUGAAAGAUAAUCUAGGGCUUAGAUAUACCACGCCUGGCUGAUAGCGAUAACGAUAACGAUAACUUGCAUUGAAUUGUUGGUGUAAAUCCAUUGUUUGGGCUGUCUGUCAACAUGUCUGAUCCCACAGGUCUACCCGAGGGCUGGGAAGUGCGCCACUCGAACUCGAAAAACCUCCCAUAUUACUUCAGUGCCGCCACAAAAGAAUCCCGCUGGGAACCGCCAGCGGGGACAGACACCGAAAAGCUGAAGGUAUACAUGGCUACCAACCAUAGUGGCCCGGCUGGCAUCGCCGGUUUACCAGCCGAAGGCAAGAUCCGCUGCGCCCAUCUCCUCGUCAAGCACCGUGACAGCCGCCGCCCCAGCAGCUGGCGGGAGAGCGUCAUCACGCGGUCCAAGGAAGAGGCAAUUGAGAUACUCCGUGGCCACGAGCAGAGGAUCAAAUCAGGCGAAGUGCGGUUAGGCGAUCUGGCCGUGUCCGAGUCUGACUGCAGCUCAGCGCGCAAGAAGGGUGAUCUUGGGUUCUUUGGUCAUGGCGAGAUGCAGAAGGAGUUUGAAGACGCUGCGUUUGCGCUCAAACCCGGCGAGAUUAGCCCCAUUGUUGAGAGCGCUUCGGGGGUCCAUCUCAUCGAGCGGUACGUUGACCGUCCUGAAGAUUGGCUUCAACCGCACCGGAACUGACUGGUGAAAAAGUAUUCAGUGAUAUGUGCCGAAUCAUCCGGGCUCAAUAAAGAGUAUCCGUGUGCUUCUAGCUGAUUUGCUCGCGCUCGAGCAAUGGAAAAAUACCGGGAAAAAAUGGUGAUUUUGGAGGUGUUUAUCAGGUUGAACAUGUACUCUCACUUGGUAUGGAUUAAUUGUGUCCAGGUUUUGGUUUGUAGAAGAUCAAACCAAAAGUAUAGUCCAAAAUAGACAGGCUAUUGAAUCAGCAAGUACUAGCUGAUAAUUGUAGUGGUCUCAUUCUUAGCGUUCAUCAGAUACGUAGCUAUUUACUCAAAUUAUAGUAUACGAUCACUACACUCA